GCUAACAGAGUGCAGGAAGCAGGAAGUGAGCCCCUUGCAAACCCCGGUGUGUUGUAAACAAUUUUUGGCCUGUCGUCUAGUCGAGAUUUGCUACAAAUUCGUCGAGAAUGCUUCGUCAAGGGCAGUUCGUUUUUGCGUGCUUUACACAUUCUAGAGCGUCUAUUACAACCACCCAAAGCUGUUUGAAAAGCACCUUAUCACCUGAAAAGCUGAAUGCCAUAGCAAAUGGACCUGGUCUGGGAGACUUCAUCGCUGACGGCUACGACUACACCGGGAAACUUAAACGGGCACCAGGCCAAACGGAGAGGUUAAAACUGCCUCCUUGGUUGAAGGUGGACAUCCCUAAAGGCAGCAACCUUACUCGCCUUAAGAAUACGCUCCGUGGUAAAAAGCUCCACACAGUCUGUGAAGAAGCAAGAUGCCCCAACAUCGGAGUAUGUUGGAAUGGAGGACCCGAUCAUGUAGCUACAGCAACUAUAAUGGUUCUAGGAGACACAUGUACAAGAGCAUGCAGAUUUUGUUCGGUGAAAACGGCUCGCAAUCCACCACCACCCGACCCACACGAGCCGGUGCACACGGCCCAGGCAGUCAUGGAGUGGGGUUUGGGUUAUAUCGUCAUCACUUCUGUGGAUAGGGAUGACCUCCCAGACGGUGGUUCAAACCACCUAGCAGAAACCGUUAGGCAAAUAAAAUUACAUGACCCUACAAUCCUGGUGGAAUGUCUGACGGGUGACUUUGCCGGUGACACGAAAGCCGUGGAAGUUGUGGCAAAAUCUGGCCUGGAUGUUUACGCUCACAACAUUGAAACUGUGCCAGAGUAUCAAAUGUACGUGAGAGACAGAAGAGCCAAUUUUGAGCAGUCACUCUCUGUCCUAAAGCAGGCCAAACUUGCAAACCCGGAUGUCAUCACAAAAACUUCUCUCAUGCUCGGCUUCGGAGAAACUGAUGAACAGAUACAACGCACGAUGGAAUUGGUUCGAAAGGCUGGAGUUGACUGCUUCACGUUAGGGCAGUAUAUGCAGCCAACUAAGAGACAUCUAAAGGUGGUAGAGUAUGUGACGCCCGACAAGUUUAAGUACUGGGAAAAGGUUGGCAACGAUCUUGGAUUCCUGUAUACUGCCAGUGGGCCACUGGUGAGGUCGUCGUAUAAAGCUGGAGAAUUCUUUGUUGCCAACUACUUGAAGAAAAGGAAGCCUUCGAGUGUAUCAUAGAUUCAUAGAUGUAUCGUUUAAAAGAUUGCCUUGUCUGAUACAUAUCCAAGUGGAUAAAGUCACACAUUGAAAACCUAA
Messenger RNA from Ornithodoros turicata, 1289 nucleotides. RefSeq names its product lipoyl synthase, mitochondrial-like (gene Las). Bases 108 to 1211 code for a protein of 367 amino acids. Gene Ontology annotation, cellular component: mitochondrion. The record is from RefSeq and is a predicted model, not a curated record. Gene Ontology annotation, molecular function: lipoate synthase activity; 4 iron, 4 sulfur cluster binding. Lineage: Eukaryota; Metazoa; Arthropoda; Arachnida; Ixodida; Argasidae. Gene Ontology annotation, biological process: lipoate biosynthetic process. The transcript is spliced from 9 exons.